CUUCUUGAGUGUGUUGUCAAUAUAUCUCGCAAGUGAAGCUGUGAAGCUCCUCUCGUGCUCUGAUUGUGAUUCGCUCAUUGGUCGCUGAACUGUCAGCAGCUCGAGCAGCGAUGAGCCACUCACCCGGAGGACUGCUCACUCAGGACUCUUAUGAUGAUGUCCCCUCAUCUGAACUUAUGUUUUACUCAUCUGCCAACACCGUGUCCGAUGUUACAACUAAUGUUUGAUUGACUUUAUUUUUAAAGCAGGAUAAACUUUACGGAUUCAAGUUUUUUUUUAAUUCACGGUAAUCGAACAUUCACGGAAGAAAAAGCGCCUGCGAUGGACGCCUCAAAAUUGGUUUUAUUGGCUUUAAAGCUGAGCUGCGUGUUUUCUCCGGUUUGUGCUGUUCAGAUGUGUGACGUGGUAAAUGAGAUUGAGCUGGCAAAAGCGAGGUGCGAGAAUAAAACAGCAGGAAACGUCACAUCAGGCUGCAAAGGAAUGUGGGAUAUUAUCGCUUGCUGGCCAUCAGCCAAAGUUGGGGAACAUGUGGUUAUUCCUUGUCCAAAUUACUUCAGACACUUCUCUGAUCAUCAUGACGGUAACCUCUCAAAGACUUGCACUGCUGAUGGCUGGACUGAAAUGGACCCAAUGGAAAUCGCAGUGUAUUGUGGCUAUAAUCUGAAUGGCACUGUUGACGAUGAUAGUUUCUUCAGGUCAAUAAAGAUUGGCUACACCAUUGGACACAGUGUUUCUCUCAUUUCUCUCACUACUGCCAUUGUAAUACUUUGUAUAUUCAGGAAACUCCACUGCACGCGUAACUACAUCCACAUGCACCUGUUCGUGUCCUUCAUUUUGAAAGCCGUUGCUGUCUUCGUCAAAGAUGCGGUGCUGUAUGAUGUUGUUCAAGAGUCUGACAACUGCUCCACUGGCUCUGUUGGCUGCAAAGCUGUGAUUGUCUUUUUCCAGUAUUGCAUUAUGGCAAGCUUCUUCUGGCUCCUAGUGGAAGGUCUGUAUCUUCAUGCUCUGUUGGCCGUCUCCUUCUUCUCAGAGAGGAAGUACUUCUGGUGGUACAUUCUGAUUGGUUGGGGAGGCCCAGCGGUUUUUAUCAUGGCUUGGAGCUUUGCCAAGGCUUACUUCAAAGAUGUGGGAUGCUGGGACAUAAUCGAAAAUUCCGACCCAUUCUGGUGGAUUAUCAAAACCCCCAUAUUAGCUUCAAUUCUGAUGAACUUUAUCCUGUUCAUUUGUAUCAUCCGGAUACUGCGGCAGAAGAUCAACUGUCCUGACAUUGGGAGAAAUGAAUCAAACCAAUAUUCGAGGCUGGCAAAAUCCACACUUUUGUUGAUUCCACUCUUUGGGAUAAACUUCAUCAUAUUCGCUUUCAUUCCAGAGAACAUAAAAACUGAACUAAGGCUUGUGUUUGACCUCAUUCUUGGGUCAUUUCAGGGUUUUGUGGUUGCUGUACUCUACUGUUUUCUGAAUGGAGAGGUCCAAGGUGAGAUCAAGAGGAAAUGGAGACGAUGGCACCUUGAAAGAUUCCUGGGUCCCGAUACCAAAUACCAGCACCCAUCCAUGGGCAGCAACGGCAACAACUUCAGCACGCAGAUCUCUAUGCUGACCCGCUGCAGCCCCAAGACUCGCCGUACCUCUGCGUGUCAGGACGAAACCUCCAUCACAGUCUAACCUAGCAUCUAUAAUGAUGUGGUAUCUUCACACCAGAAUGAGACUUGUGAGAGGCCAUGAUGAUGUUCUACUGAAUAGUUCUGAAUUUCAGACUGUCUUAGUUCCUACAUAUAAUUAUUUGGAGGUAUGAGCUACUAAACCUUACAUUUUUGCUGAAUAUAGCGCAAUUUGAUGCCAUAGAAGUCAUAACGAGAUUCUUGUGAGAACAACUCUAUCGGAUCACCUUCUGCAACACAUAAAUCCUGUAAAUAAAGCCGCGGUGAUCUUCUGGAGAGCAGAGAUAUUGUAGUUCUAGACCUUUUUCGUCAUAUUGUGCCGACUCGGCUCUGCAGGGACACAGAUGCAACAGCAUCAUCAAGAAUGAAUGAUGAUACGCUGUAGGAAAAAGAGGUUAGGGAUUCUCUACCUGGGCUGCUCUUAUAUAUUUUUGCUUGUGAGGAAAGUAAAAAAAAAAUGGGAAAAAAGAAACAAAAAGGCAACCAAAAGUGGAUUGUUGAAUAUCCAAUAUAUGGAGAUACACUGUAGAGACCAAAUGUGAUGUUUCUUUGAAACAUGUUGUUCAUUUUUUUUAAACAAUGUUUUCAGAUCUGUGUGUGUGUAGGUACGUUUGGAAGCUGAAUGCCCUUCUCUGCACUAUCAUUCCAGAUCAGUCAUCCCAGCAGUGUCAACAUUCAGUGUGCAUGCUUGUUUUACUGUCAAUGUGCCAUGUGACAUGACGACUUUAUGGUCUAAUGUCAAAUCCUUUUGUGCAAAGAACAAACUCCAUUGUGACAUCAAUGUUCCCACAAGAACGGCCCUGUUGGAGCUUGAUAAAACUGUCACGGACUUUGACAUUGCUUAUUAUUAAUCUUAAGGAAUAAUACACAUCGACCAAUUCAUGCUAACAAUGGAAGUGGUAUUUAAGUGUUUGCACUAUUGCUAUUGAUGUGGCAUCUGUAAACUUACCAUCUCCAUUUUACUGCGGCACAAAAUA
Molecule: messenger RNA, 2635 nt
Organism: Rhinichthys klamathensis goyatoka
Lineage: Eukaryota; Metazoa; Chordata; Actinopteri; Cypriniformes; Leuciscidae
Gene: vipr1b
Product: vasoactive intestinal peptide receptor 1b
Exons: 13
Coding region: 322-1662 (446 amino acids)
Biological process (GO): cell surface receptor signaling pathway; adenylate cyclase-modulating G protein-coupled receptor signaling pathway
Cellular component (GO): plasma membrane
Molecular function (GO): vasoactive intestinal polypeptide receptor activity; G protein-coupled peptide receptor activity; peptide hormone binding
Source: RefSeq, a predicted model, not a curated record